Lucilia cuprina (Australian sheep blowfly) is the source of this 2489-nucleotide messenger RNA. RefSeq names its product calcium-binding protein P-like. The record is from RefSeq and is a predicted model, not a curated record. Bases 1992 to 2489 code for a protein of 165 amino acids. NCBI's taxonomy places the organism in Eukaryota, Metazoa, Arthropoda, Insecta, Diptera, Calliphoridae. The transcript is spliced from 2 exons.
UUACCUCAUUUCUACUUUUUAAAAUACGUUUGGCAAUAGUAGAUAUGCGUUUGGAAUUUUGUUACAUUUACUUCUUUUUUUAUUCAAAGAAUCUAUAACAGUUCGAAAGAACUUUUCAUUUUGUUUUGAAUAACUACUCAAAUUUUCCAAACAUGAAAAGUCUUUAAUAACAUUAAAUAUAUCUAAAUAACUUAUUCUAAAAUUCAUUAUUCCCUAAAAGAAAAAAAAACAAUAAUAAAAAAGACAGCAAUAUAUUAAUUAUUAAUUUAUUUAUUUAUUUUGAAAAACUUAGCAUAAUACUUAAAAAUAAAAAACUUUUUUUCAUAAUUAAAUGAAUUAUAAUAAAUCACACAUGAUUGUAAAUGACCAUGACAUUCAUCUUGGAUUUUUAAUUCACCACAUUUAAUGGAUUUUUCAUAUUAAUAAUAAUAUAUAAAAAUAAAUAUAAAAAUAAACAUACAUUAAAUCUGGAGGCACAUCAAAAUUCCCUGCAAAGAAAAAAUAACGUAUAUAAUAUUUAAUGAUUAAAAGGUUUAAAAAAUAGUCGUUAAAAAAGUCUUACAAGUUGUUAAAGUAGUAAAUAUUGUUAAAAAAGUAAAAUUUAAAAAUCAAUAAAAUUUAUAUAAAUUUGGAAAAAAUGUCCGACUUUUUGAUUUUUUAGAUUGUUCUACGUUUUUUUAAUAUUUUUACUUUUUUCAACACAAACGAUACUUUGAUGCCUUACUGAUGACUGAUUCAAUUCGGAAAGGUGCCAUAAUGCUAUUUAUAUGAACCGCUAUACUGUCUAAAUUAAUUUGAACGUUUUUUUCCACAUUUACUCUAAAUUUGUUAGAAUUACGUUAAUUUAAAUUCAUGUGCGCUAUGCAUUUAAGGGCUAAAUUCAUGUUUCUAGGUUUAAUAUUAUUAAAAAAAAGUACAAAAGAGUUGCCUUUAAUAGGUCCUCUACAUUCUUAAUUUAUGUUUCUGGGUUUAAUAUAAUAGAACAAAAAAUACUAAAAUGUUUAUAGGUUCUUAUUUACUCCGGGAUCUACAUACUUAUAUACAUGUUUCUAGGUUCAAUAUUAUUAAAAAAUCGAAAAGUACCACUUAAUGAAUGGAAAAGUACCAACUGGUGGCCUUUAUUAGGUUCUACGGGCUAUACGUGCUUAAUUUUAUGUUUCUAGAUUCAAUAUUAUAGAAAUCUCAAAAAGUACCAGUUAAAGAACUAAAAAGUACCAAAUUGUCCCCUAUAUAGGUUCUUAUUAAAGGCCUGAACAAGACAACAACAAUUUGUUAAAAAAAAAUUCGUGUUUUUUUACAAAUUGUCGCCUUAUUGUUGUCUUGUGCAGGCAUUUAGUUCUUAUUUACUCCGGGUUCUACAUACUUAAUGUUUCUAGGUUUAAUAUUAUUAAAAAAAAUCAAAAAGUACCAGUUAAUGAACCAAAAAUUGCCAAAAAGUGGCCUUUAAUAGCUUCUAUACAUGCUUAAUUUUAUGUUUCUAGGUCGAAUAUUAUAGAAAACUCAAAAAGUCAUAUGAAAUCCAAAAAGUUACAAACAAAACAAAAUCGACUUUUCGCUUCUCCAGAAAAAUUUGUCAAGGGCUUUUUGGAUUUCAUAUGACGAUAUAAGAAAUGCUACUCACAAGUUCUUAUUAAUAUUUUUCUUGCCCGUCCUAUUCUUCCAGCGCCAAUGAUCUCUGGAAAUAAAUAAAAAGUUAAUAAAUAAUAAAUUAAACCAAACAUUUGCUUACCUCUCCAACAAGCACAAAAUUCAGCCAUGAAAUAAAAAUUUAACAGUGAUGCCUGCUUACAAAAUAUUUAGUACUAAAUAAUGUUAUCAAAUAAAAUUUGUUAAUGGUAGGGAAUACAUUUUCUUUGUAAGUCGACUUUUCCAUCAUGAUGUUCGACUUUUACAAAAAUACAACCUUGUAAAAAGUAAUGCCAAGUUAUUUUUAGAAUAGAAUGGUUAUGUACUUGCGCGAAUAGACUUCAUUCCAUUUAAAUCAUUUGAAGAUGGCGUGCAUCAACAAGUGCCCAUAUUGUAACAUGGCCAUUAAAGUCAAUUUUAAGAAGUCCAAUAUUCGGCCGAUACAUCCGGGCUAUCUGGCUACUCCGGCCCAGCAACCGGGUCAUUAUACAGGAUACUCAGGCCCACCGGCCCAGCAACAGGUCUACCCAGCCCAGCAACAGGUCUACCCAGCCCAGCAACAGGUCUACCCAGCCCAGCAACAAGGCUACCUGGCCCAGCAACAGGGCUACCCGGCACAGCAACAGGGCUACCAGGCUCAGCAACAUGGCUACCCAGCCCAACAACCGGCUAUCCAGCCCAACAGCCCGGUUAUCCGGCCAAGCAACCCGGCUAUCCGGCCCAGCAACCCGGCUAUCCGGCCAGCAACCCGGCUACUCAGCAGCCAGCCGGCAGCCCCACCACCAGCAACUGUAACAGCACCUGUAACAGCCCUAGCAACACCCCCAGCAAACCCAUCGACAUCAAAACCCAACGAAAGCUAA